CACAUCUCGCAUCGUACGCAACUCAUGUUGCAACCUCCGAUUCACCCUUAUUUCGAAUGCUUCUCCUACAGCCGCUGAUGACUUGGCUGUUCCCAACCGCAUACAAGCUGUCGUACUGUCUCUGAGCGCCAGCGGGCACAAGUCCUCCAUUUUUGACCAUGGCUCUAUCAUGGCUCUCGUACACAUGCAUAGCUAUCCUUCUUGCCACGGUAUACAUCAGGCAACGGCUUCGUGUCCGCUCAUCUCAAGUCGAGCGCGACGCAGAAGCUGAGAAACCUGGUCGUCUGAGGCUUGACGAUGGACUAACGGCUUCUGGACGACAGUUGAACGCCAAGCUGAUCGCAGCCAUCCCGCACAUCGUUACCACUUCGGAGAAAGCGACAGAGUUCAAAAAUUUGAUGAACGUGUAUUGGGAUCAGAAGGCUUGCGAGGUGUCGCCUGCAUGUAUUGUGCGGCCGCGCAACGUAUGGGAGCUGGCGCAGGCCGUCAAGAUUCUCAAACGCGAGUUCGAUAUAAGAAACGACCGGGCUAAGGAGACGAAAGAAGAGUUGGAGUCCAUCUUUGCCAUCAGAGGAGGCGGUCACUCUGCUGUUGCUGGUGCGUCAAGCAUCAAAGGUGGCGUUGUCAUUGAUCUAUCACUCUUCAAUCAAGUCACCCCUGCCGAAGAUAGACAGAGCGUUGUCGUCGGAGCCGGCUGCAAAUGGAUUGACACGUACUCAGCUCUUGGGAAGGAAGGUCUUGCAGUGGCUGGUGGAAGGAACUCCGCCGUUGGUGUUUCUGGUCUGACUCUUGGCGGAGGUCUCUCGUUCUUCUCACCUCAGUACGGAUUCGUAUGCAAUAACGUCCUCGCGUUUGAGGUUGUAUUGGCAGAUGGAUCUAUUGUGAACGCCUCUGAGAAAGAUAACCCUAAACUAUGGCGCGCACUCAAAGGCGGAGGUAACAACUUCGGUGUCGUGACCAGCUUCACACUUCGCAGUUUCGCGUCAACGGAUGUCUGGAGCGGGUUCCUCUACCUACUCCCAUACAAAGCUCCAGAUGUUCUCGCAGCGUUUCAUUCUUUCGUCACGCGAACCUUGACUGGAGAGCUGCAACAUCUAUUCGACCCUCACGCCGCUGGGCCGCUGACGUGUUUUACAUACCUCCAAUUCCCUGGGAUCCAAGCUAUAGCAGUAAAUCUCGUACAUACCACCCCUGACUCUCAACAGAAGGGUUGGCCAGAGUCCUGGCGCAGUUCCGGCUUCAACAAACUAUGGCGUUUGUGGAGUACGUUCAAAACUCGAAGCUUGGUCAGCGCUACAGACGAGUUGAGCGUUUUGAACCCCCCUGGACGACGCCAAGAGUUUGCCACUACGACCAUCAAGAAUGAUCGAAAAACCUUGGAUGCCGCUCACAAAGCAUACCGUGAUGCGAUCCCGAGAAUCAAGAAACAUGCAGUCAAGGGUAUGAGCUGGACUCUGGUCCUCCAGCCAUGUCUACCUUCCUGGGCUAGGAAGGGCGAUGCAAAUCCGCUAGGCUUAGAUGAAGGUUCCGAUGAGCCUCUAGUAAACGUUCAAUUUACAGUAAAUUGGGCGCUGGAGGAGCACGAUGACGUGGUGAGGAGUAUCACCAGGGAGGCGAUUGAACAGAUUGAUGCUUUUGCCCUAGAGCAUGGAACGGGCCACCGGUACCGUUACUUGAACUAUUGCGCAGCGUGGCAGAAUCCUUUUGAAGGCUACGGAGAGGAAAACCUAAAGUUCUUGCGCAGUGUGAGCAAGGAGGUUGAUCCUGAAGGUCUAUUUCAGAGGGGCUGUGGCGGAGGGUUCAAGCUGGGGUAAAGAGAUCGUUUGUGAUAUCACAAAGUAAUUAAAUGGUUUUGAACGAUAUGAAAUUGCUACACGUGCUACAUCGGCCGUCACAACAUAUCAUCGUCUAUCAUCAACCAUCAUGUCGUGAGCGCCAAUUACUCCAGGAACGCUUCCUCAGAGCCAUCCGUACCGCUACAACUCCGCAUUAGA
This is a messenger RNA of Alternaria alternata, 1994 nucleotides long. RefSeq names its product FAD binding domain-containing protein. Bases 159 to 1814 code for a protein of 551 amino acids. The transcript has a single exon. The record is from RefSeq and is a predicted model, not a curated record. NCBI's taxonomy places the organism in Eukaryota, Fungi, Ascomycota, Dothideomycetes, Pleosporales, Pleosporaceae. Gene Ontology annotation, molecular function: FAD binding.